GACUCGUUUAGUAAACAUAGUGAGCAUGAGAUUAUUCGCUGCGAUCGCGUUCGUGCUGUGCGCUUUGAGCGCCAAACCGCUCGAAACGGAAAGUGCCAAGAUCUUGGCCACUCUGCCGUUUCCGGGUCGCUCCCAGUACAUAUUCGUGGAGAGCUAUCUGAAGGCCUUGGCCGCCAAGGGUCACCAGGUGACCGUGAUCAACGCUUUCAAGAACAAGCCAACGCCAAACAUGCGCUUCAUCGAGAUUCCCAGGGCACAGGAGUUCUCUGAUGAAAUGUUGGGUCUUCUGAACUUCCCCUUGUUGUGGCAGCAACUUAAUGCAAUGGAUUUCAUUUUGGUAAGAUUCAUCGAGGUCACGAUGGAAGAUGAGGGUGUCCAGAAGCUGAUAAAGUCAGGGGAAACCUUCGAUGUGGUCCUGUCCGAGAUGCUUCAAAUGGAACCGCUAUAUGGCUUGGCCCAGCACUUCAAUGCCACUCUCAUUGGUUUCUCGAGCUUCGGAACCGACAGAAAGGUUGAUGAGGCUGUUGGCAAUAUUUCACCCAUUUCGUACAACCCACUGGUGACCUCGCCACGCACUGAUAGAAUGACCUUUUUGGAACGCUUGGAAAAUCACUACGAAGUCCUUGUGGAGGAUUUGCACCGGCACUUUGUUCACCUGCCACUUAUGAAGAAGGUUUUCAAGAAGUAUUUCCCGAACGCCAAGAAAACAAUAGAGGAGGUUAUGGACAGUUUUUCUUUGAUUUUGCUGGGUCAGCACUUCUCCUUGAGCUAUCCGCGACCCUAUCUGCCCAAUAUGAUCGAGGUCGGUGGAAUGCAGAUCUCGCACAAACCGAAACCCCUGCCCGAGGACAUUAAGCAGUUCAUUGAGGGUUCCCCAGAUGGUGUGAUCUACUUCUCCAUGGGUUCCAAUGUGAAAAGCAAAGAUCUGCCCCAGGAAACCCGCGAUACCCUCCUGAAAACCUUUGCCAAGCUGAAGCAGCGAGUGCUGUGGAAAUUCGAAGACGACGAGAUGCCGGGAAGGCCAGCGAAUGUGCUGAUCAAGAAGUGGUAUCCCCAGCCGGAUAUUCUAGCCCAUCCGAAUGUCAAGAUGUUCAUCACCCAUGGUGGCCUGCUGAGCACCACGGAGAGCAUUUACUUUGGCAAGCCCGUGCUGGGAUUGCCGUGCUUCUACGAUCAGUACAUGAAUGUGGAGCGGGCCCAGCGAGUGGGCUACGGCUUGGGCUUGGAUCUGAAUAGCCUGAAGCAGGAGGAACUGGAGAAGGCCAUCCACACGCUGAUCAACGAUCCCAGUUACGCCAAGACAUCGAGUGCCAUCUCCGAGCGGUACCGCGAUCAGCCGCAAUCGGCUCUGGAUCGAGCUGUCUGGUGGACGGAAUACAUUAUCCGGCAUAAGGGUGCUCCCCACCUGCGAGCCGCCUCCCGAGAUCUUAACUUUAUUCAGCUCCACAGCCUGGACACAUUCGCUGUGCUCCUGGGAGUACCCAUUCUAGUCAUCUUGGUUCUCCUGAAGCUAUCUUGCAAAUUUCUGAGGGCCAAGAAACAAAAGUGCCCGCAUGCUGAUAAGGUUAAGAAACAGUAGAUUCCCCUGUCUGUUUGUUUGUUGUUUACAAUCCUAAGUACCUAGUGGUCUUAUCAAGCUUAUCUGGUAAUACAAUCGCUGAAAUUAUA
Drosophila biarmipes is the source of this 1668-nucleotide messenger RNA. It is a transcript of the gene Ugt35C1, whose product is annotated as UDP-glucosyltransferase 2. Gene Ontology annotation, molecular function: UDP-glycosyltransferase activity. The coding region runs from base 26 to 1579 and encodes 517 amino acids. Lineage: Eukaryota; Metazoa; Arthropoda; Insecta; Diptera; Drosophilidae. The record is from RefSeq and is a predicted model, not a curated record. The transcript is spliced from 2 exons.